Molecule: messenger RNA, 3301 nt
Organism: Anguilla anguilla (European eel)
Lineage: Eukaryota; Metazoa; Chordata; Actinopteri; Anguilliformes; Anguillidae
Gene: spata7
Product: spermatogenesis associated 7
Exons: 12
Coding region: 270-1970 (566 amino acids)
Biological process (GO): protein localization to photoreceptor connecting cilium; microtubule cytoskeleton organization; protein localization to photoreceptor outer segment
Cellular component (GO): ciliary basal body; photoreceptor distal connecting cilium; axoneme
Source: RefSeq, a predicted model, not a curated record
UACGUUACGCAAUGACGUACGCGUAGCAACCAGCAUGGCGACGAGUAAAGCUUUUUACUGCAGUGUAAUAUAAGCGGAUAGGCUUUUGCGAUAGCAAUUACGGUUUUUCCAAGCAUUUUAAAAGUCAGGAGUAACUAGGCAGUGCAACGAAGUAAAAGUGUGUCAGUUUAUAGCUAUACGCCAUAAUGAUUUACAGUUCAAACUAAAUAAAUACUAAAAUGAUUAGCUCCGUUUACGAUUAUCUUGCUCGCUGGCUAACAUAGAAGAGCAUGGGAUAUAUGAAACUCAUGGACGCAAGGAAAGUGAACGCGUCACCUGUCUCACGAUACAGUCUGGCUGGGCCAUUCAAGGGACAUCUGAGCUUUAAAAGCAGCCCUUACUGCCCCGGAUCUUCAAGCAAGCUUACGAGCCAGUACAUAAUCGAAGAUCAUAUGGUAUCCCAUUACAAAAAGGUGUUCUCAGCCAAAGCUGCUGUGGACUCAACGGUGCCUAAAAGCUUGCUAAGCAGUGUGAAAUACACUGACCAGCAGAGACGAGAGAGGUUAAAGAAGGAUAUUGAUCGGAAUGAGAGACGGUCUCAUUCAGUCCAGUCACUGUCCCAGAAGAGCGUCAGGUCCGAUACCAGACCCUCCUCAACUGAAGUCAUCCAGAGUCAUGCGUCUGUGCACAGAGGCCAGGACAUUUAUCCUUGUCUGGGAAGCCCCGUGACGUCCACCCCAAGGCUCAACUCCUCUUUCCGCACCAAACACAGCGCCUAUCCCUCCCAGAUGGACCAGCUGUGGAGCCCACCGCACCGGUACCGCUCUGCCUCCGAGCUCAGCUACAGGAGCCCCAACGCCCGCAGGCAGCUCUCCGCCCGCUCCUGCUUCACCUCCAGCAGCCACAACGGAUACAAGCAGUCCUUCCAGGAUCCGGUUCAGAAGACCUACAGCGGUGACCUUCUGCAGAAGCACUCUCAUCAUUUCACCGAAGAUAAGCCCUUCACGCCCCGGACGCUGAAAACUGAGAGCAAGUCCUUUCUGUCUCAGUACCGCUUCUACACCCCUCCCCGGGGGAAACAGACAGACCCAAAGCUGACUCAUCAGGACACAUUCCAUGGAAGCACACACUUCAUGGGAGGUUCACCAGAAGAGGAAUGGGACCUACCCCAGGAAAUUAGUAAUGAGCAUGAAUGGUCAGAUGAGGAGUCUCACAGUUUGAACCAUUCUGACGUCGGGCUUCAAGUCAGGGAACAGAAGACCAGAAGGAGGAGCAGUGAUCUCCACUCUUCAUCUUGGGUUUCGCCAGAUGGAAUGAAGUCCCCUGUGAUGAAGAAAGUGACUGCAGAGGAAGAAGAGCUGAUGUACCUUGAAUUUAUCGCAGAUGUGACCAAUGACAUCUUAUCAAGGGGACUGUAUUCUGACAGGGUUUUGGAGCGUGUGUUUGCUCGUCAGAUGGAGAUGAAUAAGCAUCGACUAGAUAAGGACAAAAUGCGCCACCUUCUGGAAGUUCUUCGCAAAGACCUUGCAAGUCCUUCUGAUUCUGUCACAAACUGCACAGAGCUUGGAGAAAAAGGAGGAAGUUACCUACCCCCCAGUUUCCUGUCAAGUCUGGGAAAUGAUUCCAUCUCUGAAACCAAAGAUAGUAGUGUCAUUGCAUGCACUGUGUUUCACAAGGACUGUGGAGAAGUGGUGAAUUCAAUUGACUCAUCUCCCCCUCCUGUAUCAGAGAACUGUGCUUGGAAUAAAGAUUUACCAGGACAUAAAGGAGCAGAAGACUCUGAAGAGUCUAGUCCUUACUCAAACUGUGAACAGACACAUCUGCCCGACUCUGAGAAUAACGAAGAAAGUGUCCCAGACAAUCUUGAACAAUCAAAAGAGGUAGUGGACUUGGAAAGAAAUUUGGCAGAGUCCUUAUGCAUGUCUGAAGAUAUCAAGGACAAGCAUAAAGCUGACCUUACAGAACACUUUCUCAGCGAUGAGGAGUUCUAAUUCCUCUCAUUUUAGGUCAGGCCACCAUUUUGUGAUAUCCUUCAUCUAAUAAAAUGGACAGUAUUUGAAAUGUGCUUUUUUUUUUUUUUUUUACCUCCAAGUCUGAAAUGCCCUUUUUUUUAUUUUUUUUUUUUACCUCCAAGUCUUACCAGAUAUUCCCUGUCAAAACUAAAUGUGUUGAAUAGCAGUAGGUUUGUGUUGUUUCACUCUUACGUGAUGCCAUGUUUUCUUGAUCGGCCUAAUCUUUCAGUGUGAUGCAUUUGGACCAAUCAGAUCACUGCAUGUUUUAUGGAAAGAGUAAGACACGCCCAAACUUCCCUUACUAUGGAACCUGCACUCAACUGAUUUGUGAUCAGAGGAAAAGACACACCGUGUAUUGACAUUAUAAGUUAAUAUAUCUUAGUUAAAUGGCCGUAGCUGUGAGGAUAAAUGGUUGAAUAGCUGUUGUAUAAACUGUUAAAAACUGUGUAGCAAGCAUAGGGUGGUUUAAUUCCUACUUGUCCUCCCAGUUUCCUCAGAUGUGAUCAGAUUUUUAAAUUUAUUUUUCUACCCUCUACCCAUAUAUGAAGUUCCUGUGAAAGUUACAGCUGUUACAACCGAUGUGCAUUCCCAUGAUUUAAAACAAAAAACGAAAAAAAAAAAAACAUUCAAUUUUAAGUUGCAGGUUUAGCUGUUUUCAGUAUUUUUUAAAAUAGAUUUUCUCUAACAUGCCGUUUCUUUAUACUUUAAAUAUCUGAUGUGGAACAUGUCAGGUUAUGUUCUUUUAAUCCAUGUGGCGAACGUUUAAAAGGACUUUGUUUUUCUUGUUUUUUUUUUUUGUUUUUCAAAAUGAUGGAAGACUUGGAGUUGAGUAUUUCAGUUAUGUACCUGUAGGUUUAUGUUUUGCGUUUCACUUUGUGAGCUUUGUGAUACAAGUAGUUUUUGAAGUUUCAAAUUAUUUUGUAAUGACAACAUAUUCCAGGUGAUUCUUGUAGGUAAACAGUAGUGAAUACUGCCUAGAAGGUUUGAGACUAAGUUCUUGCAAUGCUGGCUAUAUAAUGGAGUAGACUGUCACAAAAAUGAAUGUGAGCUAAUGACCAAUGAUCGGAUCAAUUUCAGCCUGGGGACUACCGGUGCUGGAUAUGUCAUUUACUGUUUUGCUAUGGUUUGCUGUAUUUAUACAUAUUAUUUAUAUGUAGGCUAAUUUUUAGCCAUUGUAGUUCUGACUGUUUACACAUAGUACUUGAAAAUGUAAUAUUCUGGAAAGCAUUUAUUAUUUAUUUUAUGACACUGCAAAUACCUAUAGUUUUCCUUCUAUUUCAAUGAAAUAAAUUGUUUAUUCUGUAACCUUA